Aspergillus oryzae RIB40 is the source of this 2013-nucleotide messenger RNA. Its product is annotated as fungal specific transcription factor domain-containing protein. The transcript has 4 exons. The coding region runs from base 1 to 2013 and encodes 670 amino acids. Gene Ontology annotation, biological process: positive regulation of transcription by RNA polymerase II. Gene Ontology annotation, cellular component: nucleus. Gene Ontology annotation, molecular function: DNA-binding transcription factor activity; transcription cis-regulatory region binding. NCBI's taxonomy places the organism in Eukaryota, Fungi, Ascomycota, Eurotiomycetes, Eurotiales, Aspergillaceae. The record is from RefSeq and is a predicted model, not a curated record.
AUGAGUAAAGAGCUGGUAGACAGCGUGAAUCCAGAUGACGCAGCCACUUUGCUGCUUCAGAUUGAUGAUCAGUGCGAAGAACAGGAGCAACAUCCCGAUAGCUAUUUCGAUACUUACCUAGGGCCAUUUGGUGCCUUCCGCGCACCUCGGCCAGAGCUGGAGCCUACUGAAGGGCUGACAUGCCCUUCCAUAAAGCCUCCAUCAUAUCAGCAUGUUCCUAUCGCAGAUGAUUUCAACACGGCGUUCGAGGAAGCCUUGAUCAAUGACCCUCUUAUGGAAUGUCUUUUUGGGGGGAUAGAUGUAAAUGCCACAGGCGACUUCCAAACGGAAAGCUUCUUCAACAUUACUGGGACAGAAAAUCACGAACGUUCAUCACAGCAGUCUGUGACUGAGAGCUCAGAAAUGUUGAUGGAUCUGCCAUCAUUGUCCCAACAUAUCCAGUACACGCCAACUAUUCCCAAUCUGGCUCCGGCGGAUGCCCCUUUUCUGUUAUCAGUAUAUAAAAGCCAGGUGGUCACAUCAUUCUCCCCGGUCCAAUCCACAAAGUCUCCCUGGCAUAUUCUUCACGUGCCGAGUGCCAUGGGGACUUUCGCUCAGUUAACCAUGGGGGAGCAGCCAGGUAAUGCACAGUUGUGUAUCUUCUAUGCAAUACUAGCUACUGGUGCUUACAUGCAGCGUGCAGUUUCAACGUCGCAAGGGCAUCGUGAAUACUGGCAAAGGCAAUCAGAGUCAUACGCUGUUUCCGCUCAGAAUUAUCUCAAGGUGGCACUUCAAGAUAUGUCAGCUACCCUGAAAAAGAGUAAAUACAAAGACAUCCUCAUCUCUUUAAUGUGUAUGAACACCGUCUUCAGGAAAAUACCGCGAGCCAAUACUAACCAACUGCUUGGAGAUAAACAGGCAUAUCAGGGUAAUGAAGAUCGCAUUAGGAGAUGUCUCCUGGACUGUGAAAAUUGGAUUCGCUUCCGUGGUAUACCUAAGACACGUAAAUCACGGAAAGUACGACUGUUACACCACUGUUAUGUGUAUCUCCGCAUCUUCUAUGAGAGCACAUCAGUGUCGCAUGUAAGGGGCUCCAGUAUGCAACAAGAGAUGAAUGAAUCGCCAGAUACCAUUACGUCCGUGGCUUCUAGUCCCUCUUUUCGUCUUCGGCAAUGGGAAGGCCGACUUGAUCAGAGAAUGAAUGAACUAAAAGAACAGCAUUUGGGUGAGAAUGACAUCCACCUUGAGAUCCCGGGUCGAUGGGAUUCUACGAUGUACCCUCAUGUGUUUGGUAUGCCAGAGACUCUUUUAUUCUUGCUGUCCCAAGUGACGCGCCUGGGGAAUGAGCGAGACAUGUCCGAUCUAGACGGUGGGUCAAGUAUCCUGGACUUUAGACAGUUUUCUUCACGGGCUCGGAGCCUUGAACGGUAUAUAUGUACAUGGAGACCCUCCUCUUCCCCUUUCCACGGCGAAGACAAUGAAGACGACGACUUGAAUGGGAAUGGUGCUUUUAAGGCCAACACUAUACUGAGCAGUCAUAUGGUCCUUGCUCUGCACAAAGCACUGCUGGUCUUCUUCUACCGGCGAAUAUACGAUGUGGAUCCAACUAUACUGCAAGAUAGGGUCUGGCAGGUUCAAGACUCUUUGUCACGAUGUGAUCGUGGCGAUAUCCCUACCGCCCCUUUGUUGUGGGCUGCAUUCGUCGCAGCCUGUGAAGCGCUGGACCCAACCCUACGAGACUGGUUCACGAACUGGUUCAAUAGGUCGUUCAAAGCAAGUGGGUUACAGAACUUCAAGUUCGCCCUUAACAUAGCCAAGCAAGUUUGGGAAAAGCAAGGGCGAUCUUUGAGUAGCGAUAAUAGUACUAGCUGGCCACAGGUUAUGCGGGACAGCGGCAUGACCUCAACUGUGGCUUCUUGCAGGAACGUCGCACUCAAAGGUUUGAGCUCCAUUUGUAGUAGCCAGGUUGAAAACCAUGGUACAAUGCUACUGUUCACGGAAGUGAACGAGGUGAUCAUGAAUGUACCACAGUGA